AUGGGUGCUAUUUGUGCAAUUGUGUAUAUACUGGCAAUUAUUGUCUUUAUUCCAUUCCCUUUUUAUAAAGAUAUCGUUGCCGCAACGUCUGGAGGCGGUAAUCGCGAUGUUGUCUUGCCCGUUGCGCAUGUAGAGACUGGGCGAUUCCUGCAUCGUUUCCCUCACAAUAAGGUGAAGUGGCCCCAGAAAUGGUUGCUUGCAUCUUACUUAUCGGGGCUACUGUCAUUGCAAUCCAUCGUUAUCCUAGGCAUAGGGGACGAUCUCCUCGAUAUUCGAUGGCGACAUAAAGUGCUGAUACCAGCAUUUGCCGCUAUACCGAUGCUUAUUGUAUACUUUGUGGACUUCGGAGUCACCCAAGUGGUCGUCCCUGUUGCCCUACAGAGAUAUCUAGGAUCGAUGAUUGAUUUGGGCUGGCUGUAUUACGUGUAUAUGGCGGCCGUGGCAAUCUUCUGUCCUAAUAGCAUUAACAUGCUUGCAGGCAUUAAUGGAAUCGAGGUAUCGCAAUCAAUCGCCAUCGCGAUUCUCUUAAUCGUCAACGACGCAAUGUAUUUGGCUCCAAUCACCCCAUAUCCUCACCCGGCCACGGAUUCGCACUUGUUCUCGAUCUAUCUCUUACUUCCAUUUAUCGCUGUCUCACUAGCGUUAUGGUGGCACAAUUGGUAUCCUGCAAAAGUGUUCGUGGGAGACACCUAUUGUUAUUUUGCGGGAAUGGUGUUUGCCGUGGUGGGAAUCCUAGGACAUUUCAGCAAAACUCUGCUGCUUCUCUUCGUUCCGCAGAUUUUCAAUUUCCUUUAUUCCACGCCACAGCUUUUUCACUUGAUGCCAUGUCCGAGACACCGACUGCCGCGAUUCAACGCUCGAACGGGGCUCCUGGAACCAUCUGUCGCUCAGUGGCCGCGACCACCGAAAAGGCCAAUCGCGAUCGCCCUUGAGAUUCUAAAUCAGCUCCAUCUAGUACUGAUUAAGAAAAACGAACAAGGGGAGAUUGUCGAAUCGACUAAUUUAACCCUGCUGAACCUUUGGCUUAUCUGGUUUGGGCCUUUACGGGAGGAUAAACUCGCGGUGCACGUAGUCGGGAUCCAAUUCUUCUGCGGGUUCAUUGGUUUGCUGGCCAGACAUAAGCUUGCGUUAUGGGUGUUCAGGGAGGAUAACCGUGGAUUUGGAUCAAAUCCACUUGCUCAGAGUCAUUCCACACUUUUGACAUUUCGACAUUUCUUCGGUGCUCCGGAAUUCCUUGAUCCUAUAGUUGAUAUCCAGAGCAUUAGAAAGAAUACAGACCAUAUUGUCAACGAGCAGGAAGAUGGCACAAUUUUGCUCUAUAUCGAUAGACAUCUCGUACAUGAAGUGACAUCACCACAAGCAUUUGAAGGAUUGAAGAAUGCCGGGCGUCCAGUGCGAAGGCCUGACUGUACUUUAGUUACAGUGGAUCAUAAUAUUCCCACUACAUCACGGAAAACCUUCAAAAACGUCUCCGAAUUCGUUCAGGAAGCCGACUCUCGUUUACAAUGCAUGACCCUCGAAGAAAACGUGAAGGAUUUCGGUCUUACAUACUUUGGGCUUGGAGACAAGAGACAGGGAAUAGUUCACGUCAUUGGCCCGGAACAAGGGUUUACUCUGCCAGGUACAACAGUUGUCUGCGGAGACAGCCACACCUCAACCCAUGGAGCGUUCGGAGCUUUAGCGUUCGGUAUCGGAACCAGCGAAGUCGAACAUGUGCUUGCGACGCAGACCCUGAUCACCAAGCGGAGCAAAAACAUGCGCGUGCAAGUCGAGGGAGAUCUCCCACCAGGGGUUACGAGUAAAGAUAUUGUGCUCCACGUUAUUGGCGUAAUUGGAACCGCAGGAGGCACAGGCUGUGUCAUUGAAUUUUGCGGCUCCGCUAUCAGAAAACUCAGUAUAGAGGCAAGAAUGUCUAUUUGCAACAUGUCUAUUGAGGCUGGCGCCAGAGCUGGUAUGAUCGCGCCUGACGAAAUCACUUUUGAGUACUUGAAGGGGAAGCCUCUUGCGCCCAAGUAUGACAGCGCAGAAUGGAAAAAGGCGGUCAAGUAUUGGUCAAGUUUAAGAUCCGACGAAGGCGCUACAUAUGAUAAGGAAGUUUUCAUCGAUGCCAAAGAGAUCAUCCCCACAGUUUCGUGGGGCACGUCUCCCCAGGACGUCGUGCCCAUCACUGGCGUUGUCCCCGGACCAGACGAUUUUGAUGACGAAACCAAGAAAGCAAGCGCUCGAAGGGCUCUUGAAUACAUGGGUCUUACUGCCGGAACGCGCAUGCAGGAUAUCCCAAUCGACAAGGUCUUUAUCGGUUCUUGCACGAAUUCCCGGCUUGAGGAUUUACGCGCUGCUGCCCGCAUUGUUGAGGGCAGACGAGUAGCACCCAACGUGAAGAGGGCCAUGAUUGUUCCGGGAUCUGGCUUAGUCAAAGAGAGAGCAGAAAGCGAGGGAUUGGAUAAGAUUUUUCUUGAUGCUGGAUUUGAGUGGAGAGAAGCCGGCUGCUCGAUGUGCUUGGGCAUGAAUCCGGAUAUUCUCUCCCCGCGAGAGCGAUGCGCCAGUACUUCGAACAGAAACUUCGAAGGCCGACAAGGAGCAGGAGGGCGGACGCAUCUCAUGUCACCGGCAAUGGCUGCCGCUGCUGCCAUCGUUGGAAAGCUUGCUGAUGUUAGAGACUACGCGCACGCAAGCCCUGCCGUCAAACAAGGCUCGCCCAAAAUUGAAGUUCAGCCGGAAGUAGACGACAUUGAAACUGAAGAUGACCUUGACCGUAUUCUCGAUUGCCCUAAGGAUAACGAACCUCAUGCCAACACUUCUGCCGCCAAAUCUUCUGUUGGUCUCCCCAAGUUCACUACACUCAAGGGUAUUGCGGCACACCUUGACCGUGCGAACGUAGAUACCGACGCUAUCAUCCCGAAACAGUUCCUCAAGACUAUCAAGCGUACGGGGCUCGGCAGUGCACUCUUUCACGCCCUUCGAUAUAAUGAGGACGGUAGCGAAAACCCAAAUUUUGUUCUCAACAAGGAACCAUACCGUAGGAGCAAGAUUCUUGUGAGCGGAGAAAACUUUGGUUGCGGAAGCUCUCGAGAACAUGCUCCAUGGGCGCUCCUCGAUUUUGGUAUCAAGUGUAUCAUUGCACCGUCGUACGCCGAUAUCUUCUUCAACAACACGUUCAAGAACGGUAUGCUUCCCAUCAUAAUACCAGAUGCCGCAACGAUAAAGAAGAUCACUACGGAGGCGGAAAGUGGCAACGAAAUCGAGGUAGAUUUGGUUAACCAACGCAUCAAUGAUGCCGCGGGCAACAAACUUGCAGACUUUGACGUGGAGGAAUUUAGGAAACACUGCCUUGUGAACGGCUUGGAUGAUAUCGGGCUUACCAUGCAGAUGGAAGAGCAAAUCAAGAAGUUUGAGACACACCGUACGCUGGAAACGCCUUGGCUCGAUGGGAGCGGAUACUUGAAGCGGAGAAACGGCAAACGGAAUGGCCCAGUCAUGGUUGAGGCAGCCCCCGUUCCAAAGACGAAUCGAGGAGAAGUGAAGGGAGAGCCUCUCGAAUGUAGUAUUUCAAGCGUCCAGAUUCUCAACGACAAACGAGAGAUGACAUUCCUUCCUAUGUGCAGAGCUAGAGUGUCUGCUGGGUUCAAUAUGUACUUCUUGCUGAGGGAAGUGCUGUCUGGGGCAGCUGGCUUUACCCUUCGCCAUCGCUGCCACUUCCACUUGAACUUUCCUUCUGUGCUGACCUUCCCGAUGGUGUCUACUGCUGGUGCUUGGGGCUUUUCUCAGCUACUGUGUCAAAUUCAGCAAAUAUGUGACUACGGGCCCCCGGAUUUUAGAAUGAAGCCCCGUCGGGGUUCAAGCCUUAUCCACAAUAUCGACUACAUGCACCCAGCAAGCCUUCCUGUGGUGCGGUGGAUAUUAGCAACAGUCUUGGUUAUAACAUGGGCUGCUCCCGCGACAUGCUGGCCUUAUGACCCCAACGAGGUCGGAUACAACCUCAACGAGAACAAGAACGCCGCUAGCCCUGCUGAAUACUCGGGGAAGUGGCCAGACCACAAAUAUUUCCCUUCACCUGAAAAUUGGAGAUUCCCGUUCUACACUCUUUUCGUGGACAGAUUUGUGAACGGUGACCCGAACAACGACAAUGUCAACGGCACCACAUUUGAGCGGGAUGUUAACUCAAACCAAAUGCGGCAUGGCGGAGACGCUCUGGGCCUGGUUGACUCGUUGGAUUACCUUCAAGGCAUGGGAAUCAAGGCAAGGCUUGCCGUCGGGAUUCGUAUAUUCUCGCCAGGAAUAUACAUCGCUGGGACAAUCUUGAUCAACGAACCAUGGGGAGCUGACGGAUAUUCGACCCUCGAUACGACGCUCCUUGACCGCCACUUUGGCAAUAUGGAAACAUGGCGAUAUGCCAUCACUGAAAUACAUAAGCGAGGCAUGUAUAUUAUUAUGGACAAUACCAUUGCAACAGAGAAGCUUAUUAGACACUCCUGUCUCUUGAUAGAGCAGCUUGAUAUCGAUGGUUUUCGGUACGACAAAGCAAGUCAAGCCACGGUCGACGCGUUAAGUGAUAUGAGCGAGGCAUAUCGUGCCUGCGCCCGAAAACUUGGGAAAAACAAUUUCUUUCUCCCAGGAGAGAUCACUGGUGGGAACACACUUGGUUCCAUUUAUAUCGGCCGUGGGCGACAAGCCGAUAUGCGAUUGCUAGAUUUAAAAGAUGCACUUCGACUCGAUAGCAACAACGAGGCCUCCUUUAUCCGUAAAAAGGGAAAAUCUGCUUUGGAUGCCGGUGCGUUUCACUACUCUGUCUAUCGGGCCAUGACGAGAUUUCUUGGUAUGAGCGGCAAUCUAGCGGCCGGUUACGAUACUCCUGUUAAUUGGGUUGCCUCUUGGUACGAGAUGCUCCUCACUAAUGAUCUAAUCAACGUGAACACCGGCAAGCUCGAUCCGCGACAUAUGUACGGCGCUACCAACCAGGACGUUUUCCGCUGGCCCGCUCUCAAAGACGGCACCCGAAGACUGCUUAUGGCCUUGUAUAUAGUGUCGUUGCACCUUCCUGGGAUCCCCUUGAUCCUCUGGGGCGAAGAGCAGGCGUUCUAUAUCCUCGACAGUACAGCGUCGAAUUACAUAUUUGGUCGACAGCCGAUGUCUUCUGCGAUUGCUUGGCAGACCCAUGGAUGUUACCGACUCGGUUCAUCUCACUACUUCCAAUGGCCUCUUGGACCUGCUGCUGACGGCUGCCACGAUGACGCUGUUAGUUAUGACCAUCGAGAUCCAUCACAUCCCGUUCGAAACAUUUUAAAGGCCAUAUUCCAAAUGCGAGAAAACUAUCCUACGUUGAACGACGGCCUUUAUACCCAAGAGCUGUCAAAGCUGACCCGAAAUAAAACCCAUGACCCUCGAGAUAUACCAACUGAAGUCGGUAUAUGGUCGGUCCUUCGCGGGCAUUUCAAUGAGGUUCAGGACCCUGAACAUAAGGAUUUGCCCAUAUGGCUCAUUUAUCAUAAUGAUGAUCAAAGGGUUGACUAUAAUUUUGACUGUGGCAACCGAGAGAAGGCCCUUAUUUCCGUCUUUGACGAAGGUAUUACUGUGAAAAACUUAUUUCACCCUUAUGAUGAGCACAAGCUGAAGCCGAGCCCUGUGAAACUUGGAAUCAACAACUCAACAAAUCACAAUGGAUGCCUUGACACUCUGCGGAUGGAAGCCUGGGACUUUCGGGCGUACGUUCCUAAAUCAAAAUUCAUCCGCCCAAAUCCUAUGAUCACAAAAUUCUUACCUGGUCAUGACGCGCGGCUAGCCUCCAAAGUUGGCUCAACCGCAAAUGAGACUAUCCACGUGGAGAUUUACUUUUCCGACGAGAUGAAUUGCAGCAGCGUGACAGAGAGCUUGUUGUUCAACUCAACGACACAUAACGGUAUUAAACCAUCAAUAGGGCGCCGCAGCGUGCAAUGCAAAUCAAUUGAACCCACCAAGCUACAAUUUGCAGGUGAAAUACCCGGUAUUUGGAAAUGGUCUGGGAACCUUACUGGAGUAUACAACGGAAUUCAUCGGCUACAGAUCGAAAGUGCAAAGUCAAAAGACGGGAAGCGGACUACUGGUGUUGUUGACCAAUUUCUGUUCCGAAUCGGGCAGCUAGAUAAUCCAAUGGUUUUCACACGCACGGCAAAUUACUCGUCUACCUUGCUACACCGGAACGAAAAGGGAGAACUCUACGUGAACCAUCAUGCCGCUGGUGCUGACUCUUACCGAUAUUCAACUGAUUGGGGUUUAAGUUGGUCGGAGUGGAUGCAUUAUAAAGGCGGGAAUGAUACGCUGAAGAAGCAACAGUGGAUUGGUACCAAGAAGCAGCGGUGGAAAGGUGAGCAUGUGAUUGUUGAGUAUUGGAAUCGUAUGGCAGGCAGUAGUAGCCACGUCCAGCACGGCGAUCUCGACUGGCAACAUGAUCAUACAAGGAGAUUCCCACAUCUGUUCUGGAACGGACCGCAUAAUCUCUACGGUUACGACGCUGGAAUUGAAAACCAAUUGCGCCUCAACGAAAACGGACAGUGGACCAUAGGUUUUAUGUCAGAGUGGCCAACUGUGGCUCAAGUGAAUGUUUGGGGUAUGAAUAAGGAUGGAGAACCAGAUAAAAGCUACGUUUUUGGCGAUGCCAACGAAGAUUCUGUCUUGGAUCGUCUUCCACCUUCAUCGUUGAAAAAAUCAGUCCUCAAAAUUGAGCCUCCUCCUUUGCCCUACCUAUCUUGGACUUUCGUCUUGAACGAUGGAACAUUACGUUUUGAGCUGCUUCCCGCCAGUUCAAUGUAUGUGCAACUGGCUCUUUUUGUGAUUUUGUUGGUCAUUUUCAUCGCAACUGCAGUAGCUGGAGGUUAUGCGUUCAAACGUCACUUUUGUCGAGUCAUUGUUAAUACGGGUGACAUGGAGAAUAAACAGGCUCUCCUUAUGUCGGCUGAAGAAUGCUGCAAGACUCCAGGGCCAUUCAAAAGACUAAUGAGCAUAUUCGGCCGCUUAAUCAUAAACGAAGAUCCCCGGUGCUUACCGUACUCACGACGGACUGUUCUUAUUGCGACAAUGGAAUACGAAAUAAAGGAUUGGGGUAUAAAGAUCAAAAUUGGAGGCCUCGGAACCAUGGCAAAGCUCAUGGUGCAAAGUUUACAUGAUCUAAAUUUGAUUUGGGUCAUCCCCUGUGUCGAAGGUGUCGUGUAUCAACUUGAUCAAAAAGCCGCACCUAUGACCAUCAAAAUUUUUGGCGAGAAUUACAAGGUUGAUGUUCAGUAUCACACCAUUCGAAAUAUUACCUAUGUUAUUCUUGAUGCGCCCAUUUUCCGGCAACAGAAGAGCGAUGAUCCAUAUCCGGCUCGGAUGGACAACCUUGACAGCGCUGUAUAUUACUCCGCUUGGAACCAAUGCAUUGCGCAAACCAUGCAGAGGUUCCACAUUGAUAUAUAUCACAUCAACGAUUAUCAUGGUGCACUUGCCCCCCUCUAUAUCCUUCCCAAAACUGUGCCGGUGUGCCUGUCUCUUCACAAUGCCGAGUUUCAAGGUCUCUGGCAAAUUCGCGAGGAUGAUGACAUGAAAGAGUUGUGUCAGGUGUUCAAUAUUACUAAAAAUAUUGUCAGGAAAUAUAUUCAAUUUGGGGAAGUUUUCAAUAUGUUACACGCUGCUGCGAGUUAUUUGCGAAUUCAUCAACAGGGCUUCGGUAUCGUGGGUGUAUCCGAAAAGUACGCAGAAAGGUCUUAUAAGAGAUAUCCUAUCUUCUGGGGAUUGAAAACCGUGGGGAAACUACCUAAUCCGGACCCAGAUGAUAAUGGAGUGGUUGAGGAGGACUGUGAACAUACAGAUAUCAAAAUCGAUCCCCAGUAUGAGGUCUCGAAAGCCCAACAAAAGAGACAAGCACAGGAAUGGGCAGGACUUGACCAGAAUCCAAAGGCCAGAUUGUUUGCAUUUGUUGGAAGAUGGUGCUCACAGAAAGGUAUAGACCUCAUAGCAGAUGUCUUCCCUCGCCUCCUUGAAACCCGAAAGGAUGUACAGCUUAUCUGUGUUGGCCCGCUGGUUGAUCUUUAUGGAAAACUUGCUGCGUGGAAACUCCACAAGCUGAUGGAAAUGUAUCCGGCCCAAGUGUAUUCGAGGCCCAAAUUUACGUCUAUUCCACCUCAUAUUCAGGCCGGAGCUGAUUUUGUUCUUAUCCCUUCGAGAGAUGAACCCUUUGGUUUGGUUGCCGUGGAAUUCGGUCGCAAAGGUGUCCUCGGAGUUGGGGCAAGAGUUGGGGGUCUGGGACAAAUGCCAGGUUGGUGGUAUCCGGUUGAAUCUACCGCAGCCAGCCAUUUGAUACAACAAUUUCGGCAAGCUAUUGACCAGGCGUUGAACGCGAAGCCUGAAGACUUGGCCAAAAUGCGUGCAAGCUCAAGGACACAGCGGUUCCCUGUCGCACGAUGGGUUAAAGAGCUUGAUAUGCUACAUCUCGCUGCAAUCAGGAUACACGAGAAAAAUCGCGCUUUUCCUGCCCCUAUAGAAGCCUGCCCCACAAACCCCGGAGAUACAAGAAACGACAAUGUCGCCGAGCAGGAGAGUGGUGAAUCUCUCCUCGAUCUUCUGCAUGCCGACCACUUCCCAUUUUUGCCACCCGAUCCUCCUUCUAUGUGUGCAGUACACCCCUUUGCCUUGGCUCCUGACCCUUUUGUUGCAGCGGGUAGCGGCCCUCUUGCUUCCCUUAACUUGGUUACGGGCAAUAGAAAGGAUUUCCGCUUGCAAAAUGUGGAUCCGGCUUUUACUGAUCGAAAGGGUGAAUUCAUAGAAGCAUUUUUAAUGUGGCUUGAAUGCUUAAAUGGAAACAACUCUGAGACCCUACUAUGUAUUGAAGCAUUUUUGAAAAAGGUUGAGAAGAAAUGGUACCAACGCCUCAGGAGUGGCCGUUUGACCAAGGCUCAGCCGAAAGAGUCUGGCCAAACCGAUUGGGCGCUUCCUCCUGGUUUCGCUAAGGAUUUGGAAUUGGCGGAGGGAAAAGACGAGCAUGACGACGGUACAAGCGCCGACAACAUGAACAACCCGGUUGGCCUCAAGCGACUUAUGCUGGCCCGGAUUGGAGACUGGCCAGUUUAUUCAUUUUUUCUUGCGUUUGGACAGAUAAUAGCUGCCAACUCUUAUCAGAUAUCGCUGCUAAGUGGUGAGGUUGGGCAAUCGGCUGAAAAGCUCUACAUUAUUGCAACAGUAUACCUCGUCGGGUCUAUUGCUUGGUGGCAAGCUUUUAAGAGAUUCAAGGCAGUUACAGUGCUCUCUAUUCCCUUUUUCGUUUAUGCCCUAGCUUUCUUUUUGCUUAGUUGUGCUCAAUUCGGAUACACUGAAACGGCAACAGGAGUGAUUCAGUUUUUCAGUGCUGCGUUAUAUGCCUUUUCGGCUGCUAGUGGUUCUGUCUUCUUUGCCCUCAAUUUUGGCGAUGAAGGAGGCACACAAGUAAGGGACUCUGUGUUCAGAGCCUGCAUCAUCCAAGGUACACAGCAAAUUUUAGUGGUCGUGUUAUGGUACUGGGGUUCGAGCUUAUCGAAAAGCAGAGCUGCAGGUCAAAACCCAAACCCGGGCUCCUGGCAAAUCCACCCUACCGCAUUUGCCGUUGCUGUGGCUUUUUGCGCGGUCGGUGGUACGUCCUUCUAUGGGCUUCCCGACUGCUAUCGGCGCCCUCGUGCGAAAGUCCCAUCAUUCUACGUCUCCGUUUUCCGCCGGAAGAUUCUGCUGUGGUUUUUCGCCUCAGUAGGUAUUCAAAACUUCUUUCUCAGUGCACCGUACGGCCGCAAUUGGAGUUUUCUCUGGGGCUCCAGCCAUACCAAACCAUGGCAAAUUGUGAUGCUUGUUCUUGCAUUCUUCAUUGUUGUUUGGUGUGGUAUGCUCGGAUUAGCACUCCUAAAACGAGUAUCCCAAACGCACACUUGGAUAUUACCCGUUUUUGCUGUUGGACUAGGUCAGUACCGCAUUUCAAACCAAUCCUUUGUGUUUCCAUUGAGCUCCAAGAUGGGCACAGAUUUGGUGGGGAACAAGUGGCAUUGGCUCCUAUCUCCCGUGGGCGGGUGA
Messenger RNA from Uncinocarpus reesii 1704, 10041 nucleotides. RefSeq names its product 3-isopropylmalate dehydratase. Lineage: Eukaryota; Fungi; Ascomycota; Eurotiomycetes; Onygenales; Onygenaceae. The coding region runs from base 1 to 10041 and encodes 3346 amino acids. Gene Ontology annotation, molecular function: 3-isopropylmalate dehydratase activity; alpha-1,3-glucan synthase activity; UDP-N-acetylglucosamine-dolichyl-phosphate N-acetylglucosaminephosphotransferase activity. The transcript is spliced from 16 exons. The record is from RefSeq and is a predicted model, not a curated record. Gene Ontology annotation, biological process: dolichol-linked oligosaccharide biosynthetic process; protein N-linked glycosylation; fungal-type cell wall (1->3)-alpha-glucan biosynthetic process. Gene Ontology annotation, cellular component: 3-isopropylmalate dehydratase complex; membrane; fungal-type cell wall.